CUCCCACUCACUUGCUCACAAGAACUUCUCUUCCCACUUUCUCUCUCUAAAGAAUAUAUAAAACAACAACAAAACUCAUCCAUUUUUUUCCCUCUCUAAAAAAACUAAGCGCGACUAAUCUCACGCGCCGACGAUGGGUUUUCCCGUAGGGUACCCGGAGCUCCUGGUUCCGAAAAUGUUCCUCCACGCGCUUUCCUUCCUCGCGUGGCUCCGCUCCCUCGUUUUCGCCCUCUUCCGCCUCCUCCGCAUCUCCGACCUCCUCGACACUGAACCUUCCCCCUCCGACCUCCCUCCGCCGGCUCCGCCGCGCGAGCCGACGCUAUCCGCACUUCUCAUCCGAGAGUUUCUCCCCGUGGCCGCCUUCCGCGACCUCGCCAGCGCCUCCGGAGUAGAUCCUCCUCCGUCGGGAUGCGCCGUGUGCCUGAGCGAGUUUUCCGAAGAAGAGGAAAUCCGGUGCAUGGCGAACUGCAAGCACAUUUUCCACUGCGCGUGCGUGGACCGUUGGAUCGAUCACGAUCAGAAGACGUGUCCGCUGUGCAGAAGUACGUUGGUGCCACAUCAGAAGCUCGAAGAAUACAACCAGCGACUAUGGGCGGCUUCUGGAGUUUCGCAGUUUUAUUACCAAGACGAUUACACGGCUUCCCUCUGAAUUUUUCUUUUUCUUUUUCCACUUAUAUAAUUAUAUAUAUCUUUUUUUAUUAUGGUGGGGGGACUUGACAGCUAGUGUAGCCAAAUGUAUAUAGCUAAUUAAAACAAAAAUAUUGUAUCAAUCAAAAAGUGAGAUUUUUUUUUGGAUUCGUAUA
Molecule: messenger RNA, 803 nt
Organism: Glycine soja
Lineage: Eukaryota; Viridiplantae; Streptophyta; Magnoliopsida; Fabales; Fabaceae
Product: E3 ubiquitin-protein ligase RHA1B-like
Exons: 1
Coding region: 134-649 (171 amino acids)
Biological process (GO): protein ubiquitination
Molecular function (GO): ubiquitin protein ligase activity
Source: RefSeq, a predicted model, not a curated record